This is a messenger RNA of Nematolebias whitei (Rio pearlfish), 984 nucleotides long. RefSeq names its product 5'-nucleotidase, cytosolic IIIA (gene nt5c3a). Lineage: Eukaryota; Metazoa; Chordata; Actinopteri; Cyprinodontiformes; Rivulidae. Gene Ontology annotation, molecular function: 5'-nucleotidase activity; magnesium ion binding. The record is from RefSeq and is a predicted model, not a curated record. Gene Ontology annotation, cellular component: cytoplasm.
AGUUAGACGACGUCCGAUGACCGGAGGAAAACGAAGGGAAUAUCCAUGCGGCGGGCUGGUCGGUGAGUGCUGGAAGACAAGUGGACUGUCAUGGACAGGACGGCUGUGGUGAAGGUCGGAGCUGCGGCCAGCGCCAGCGUCUGUGUUUUGGUCGGCGGCCUAGUACUGACCCAAUACAUCGUCGCCAAAAAAAAGCGAGCUGGGAAGAAAACCAAGAUCAUAGAGAUGAUGCCUCAGUUUGAGAAACCAACGGUCCACAUGAGGGAUCCUGAGAGGGUGGAGCAGAUCAUCUGUGGCCUCAUCAAAGGAGGAGCUAACAAACUGCAGAUCAUCACAGACUUUGACAUGACAAUAAGCAAAUUUGCCAUCAAUGGCAAACGCUGCCCGACUUGUCACAACAUCAUCGAUAACUGCAAACUGGUAUCAGAGGAGUGCAAGCAGAAGCUGCUGCAGCUGAAGCAUAAAUAUUAUCCCAUCGAGAUAGACCCUCACCUUACUAUGGAAGAGAAAUUCCCUUUUAUGGUGGAAUGGUAUUUUAAGUCCCACUCGCUACUCGUGGAGCAGCGCCUUGAGAAAGACAAACUGCCGGAGGUGGUGAGGGAGUCUGAUGUUGCACUCAGAGAGGGUUACGAGCAGUUCUUUGAUCGCCUGCAUCAGCACAACGUGCCCGUCUUCAUUUUCUCUGCUGGUCUUGGAGACGUCCUCGAGGAAAUCAUCCGUCAGUCCGGAGUUUACCACCCCAACGUUAAGGUUGUUUCCAACUUCAUGGACUUUGAUGACAAAGGCAUCCUGAGGGGAUUCAAAGGUGACCUGAUCCAUGUGUACAACAAACAUGACGGUGCCCUGCGUAACACCGAGUACUUCAAACAGCUGAGGGAUAACGGCAACGUCAUUCUGCUGGGAGACUCAAUGGGAGACCUCAGCAUGGCCGACGGUGUCCCUAAUGUGGAGAACAUCCUCAAGAUCGGCUUUCUCAACGACAAG